Molecule: messenger RNA, 873 nt
Organism: Anguilla rostrata (American eel)
Lineage: Eukaryota; Metazoa; Chordata; Actinopteri; Anguilliformes; Anguillidae
Product: odorant receptor 131-2-like
Exons: 2
Coding region: 1-873 (290 amino acids)
Biological process (GO): G protein-coupled receptor signaling pathway; detection of chemical stimulus involved in sensory perception of smell
Cellular component (GO): membrane
Molecular function (GO): olfactory receptor activity; G protein-coupled receptor activity; odorant binding
Source: RefSeq, a predicted model, not a curated record
AUGAUCUUCACCUUUUUCAAGAAGGAGGCCUUCCGUAACGAUGUGCGCUACAUCCUCUUUGUGCACACGCUCUUCUGUGACAGCUUGUUUCUCGUUUCGACGAACGUGCUGCUUCUCCUGACCUAUUUCCACAUCCAGAUGUUCGUUGGGCUGUGUCUCUGCCUCAAUAUGGUCAUGAGCCUCCUCACGUUUUCUACACCGCUGACGCUCAUGGCCAUGAGCUUGGAGCGAUACGUGGCCAUCUGCAUGCCCCUGAGGCACGCGGAAAUCUCUACCCCGUCUAAAGCCGUACGCUGCAUCCCCGUCAUCCAUGACCUCAGCUCCAUACAGCUCAUCAUCAUCAUCUCUAUCUUCAUGUCCACCGUCCCGUUGAGUUUUUACACAGCUGAAACGGUAUGCAGUGUGGAGAUGCUAAUAGUGCACAAAUGGCAGGGUCACCUCAGAUCAGCCAUUUUUCAGCUGUACUUUCUGGUCAUGUCCAGUGUCAUUGUCUUCACGUAUGUAAAAAUCAUGGGGGCUGCCAAACUCGCUUCGACGGACAACAAGAAGUCCACCUCCAAGGGUCUUAGGACAGUCGCUCUUCAUGCAAUCCAGCUGAUGCUUUGUUUGAUUCAGCUGUGGAGCCCAUUCAUAGAGAUGGCAAUACUGGAGAUUGAUUUGCAACUUUUCAUGAAUGUGAGAUAUUUUGACUACAUUGCCUUCAUUCUUGUCCCACGGUGUCUCAGUCCACUUGUGUAUGGUUUAAGGGAUGAUAAAUUUUUCUUGGACGAUCAGGAUGCCGGGCAUGGAAAUCCUGGAGGAGUCCUGGAUCCAGAAUAUCCUGGGAUGGAACCCAGGAACGCUCCUCUGGACCGUAUCCCUCCCAGUCCAUGA